ACUUCCGCUUUCCGUUGAGCAAGUCAAAGCUGCUGCAAUGGCAAAGCUAAUUUUGCUGUUGCUGGAAUUGUGUAUUAUAUUUUGUGUUGUCCAUGCUGUAUUUGAGGACCAAGUGGGAAAAUUUGACUGGAGGCAGCAAUAUGUAGGCAAAGUUCGCUUUUCUCAUUUCGACACACAAAUGCAGUCGUCCAAAAAGGUCCUUGUAGCAACAGAGAGUAAUGUUUUUGCAGCGCUAAAUUCCAGGACAGGAGAGCUUUUUUGGAGACAUGUGGACAAAACUGGUCCAGAGGGAAACAUUGACGCUCUUCUGCAUCAUGCACAAGAUGCAAUACUGGUGGUUGGAAAUGGACGUGUGUUGCGCUCCUGGGACGUUAACAUUGGUGGUUUGAAUUGGGAAGUUUUGCUGGACUCUGGCAGUUUUCGAUCAGCCUCUUUAGUCGGACAACAAGGCACAGUCAAACAUGUAGCUGUUCUAAAGAAAGCUUUCAUCUCUGUUCAUUAUUUGUCCAAUGGGCAUCAAAAAUGGAUAGAGAACCUACCAGACAGUGAAACUGUGGAUUAUCAAACUGUUUAUUCGGGUGGAAAUGGUCAUGUCCUUGUGUUGGGAGUUGUUCCCCAUUCCCAUAUUACUAUUGUAGUUUACAGCAUGGAGGAUGGAGAAAUAAUCAAGCAGGUCUCAGUUGAAGCUCCAUGGUUGUCCAACAUCCCAGCCAGCUGUGUAGUGGUUGGUCAGGGGAUUUUGAUGUGUGCAGACUCAACAACAAUGUCCCUAAACACACUUGAUUUACACCAGCAAACACAGAUGACACAGAUCCCGCUGCAGUCACUGGGGCUUGAAGCGGACCCUGACUUCCAUCCCUCUUUAAUGUCACACCAGCCCAAUGCUGCCCAGAAGCCUCUAUCGGAGUUCUUCCUUCAGCUUGGGCCUGAACGCUAUUUACUUCUGCAGUUGAACAAUGGGCAGAUAGUGACAUUAAGAGACUUCAACCCAGCCUUGCUGGCUUCAUUUGCAACAACUGGAGAGAAGACUGUAGCUGCUGUUAUGUCACCCAAAAAUAAAACUGCCUGCAGUAUUAACCUCUUUAGUGCUGACACGGGGCGUAGACUUCUUGACACAACGCUGAUUUUCACUGUGGAUCCUAAUGGAGGGAAACCAGAGAAGCUACAUGUCCAAGCGUUCCUGAAGAAAGAUGACUCUGUUGGCUACAGGGUCAUGGUGCAGACGGAGGACCAGACACUGACUUUCAUACAACAACCAGGGCGUGUCAUGUGGACAAGAGAAGAGGCCUUGUCAGAUGUGGUGACAAUGGAAAUGGUGGAUCUUCCCCUCACUGGGACACAAGCUGAGCUGGAGGGCGAGUUCGGCAAAAAGGCCGCCAUUCAAGAUGGGUUGUUUUCUAUGGUGUUGAAGAGGCUGUCCUCUCAGCUCAUCAUGCUGCAAGCCUGGAUAGCUCACCUAUGGAAGCUUUUCUACGACGCUCGGAAACCCCGCAGUCAAGUCAAGAACGACAUCUCCAUCGACAACCUGUCCAGAGAUGAGUUCAACUUGCAGAAGAUGAUGGUUAUGGUUACAUCCUCUGGAAAGCUGUUUGGAAUAGACAGCAAGACGGGGGCCAUUUUGUGGAAGCACUACCUUGAUAACAUCCCAUCAAAUGCUGCCUUUAAACUGAUGGUUCAGCGGACCACUGCACACUUCCCCCACCCCCCGCAGUGCACCUUGCUCAUCAAAGACAAGGACACAGGCCUGGCUACUCUUCAUGUGUUUAACCCCAUCUUUGGAAGGAGGAGUCAGGUCACACCACCUGCCCUACCUCAGCCAAUACUUCAGUCUCUCAUGCUCCCACUUAUGGACCAGGAUUACGCUAAGGUCCUGCUUCUCGUUGAUGACCAGUACAAGGUUUCUGCCUUUCCUUCAACCAAGAAUGUCCUGCAGCAGCUUCAGGAAACGGCUUCAUCCAUAUUCUUUUUCCUUGUCGACUCCAGUCAGGGAAGACUCUCUGGUUACAGACUGAGAACGGACUUGUCAACUGAGCAGGUCUGGGAGGUUGUCAUUCCAACAGAAGUACAGAAGAUUGUCUUUGUUAAAGGGAAAAGGCCCAAUGAGCAUGUGCACUCACAGGGCCGAGUAAUGGGAGACCGCAGCGUGCUGUAUAAGUACCUGAACCCAAACCUGCUGGCAGUGGUGACAGAAAGCACAGACAUGCAUCAGGAGCGCAGCUUCAUUGGGAUCCUGCUCAUCGAUGGUGUGACUGGCCGCAUCAUCCAUGAAGCCGUCCAGAGAAAAGCCAGAGGACCGGUGCAUGUUGUUCACUCUGAAAACUGGGUUGUGUAUGAAUACUGGAGCACAAAGUCUCGCAGGAAGGAGUUCUCUGUAAUUGAACUUUACGAAGGAAUGGAGCUCUACAACAGCACCGUCUUCAGCUCGUUGGAUCGGCCACACGCCCCUCAGGUGCUUCAGCAGUCCUACAUUUUCCCCUCCUCCAUCUCCACCAUGGAGGCCACCCUGACUGAGAAAGGCAUCACCAGUCGCCACAUUCUCAUUGGUCUGCCAUCUGGGGGGAUUCUUUCAUUACCAAAAAUGUUCCUCGACCCACGCAGGCCAGAGAUAAUAACUGAGCAGAGCCGGGAAGAAAACCUUAUCCCAUACGCACCAGAGCUGAUCAUCCGUACAGAGUGGUUCAUCAACUACAAUCAGAGCGUAUCGAGAGUGCGAGGUAUUUACACGGCGCCAUCCGGACUGGAGUCUACCUGCUUGGUGGUGGCGUAUGGUCUCGACAUCUACCAGACCCGUGUUUAUCCCUCAAAGCAAUUCGAUGUGCUAAAAGAUGACUACGAUUACAUGCUCAUCAGUAGCGUACUCUUUGCCCUGUUCUUCGCCACCAUGAUCAGCAAACGCCUGGCAGAAGUCAAACUGCUUAACCGGGCCUGGCGAUAAACGGAUCUUACUUAGUCCUGCACCUGAGAGCCCCACGGCUGCACAAAGGACCUCGCUCCGAAGAGAUGAGACUGCUGAGGCCGUGCCACAGGCCAAAGUUCAAUAAGGCCCUUAAGGAACUGCAGGGGGACGGUGGGGAGGGGGUAAAAUGAAGGGUUAGGUGAGGUUUUAUGUGUUUGUUUUUUAACUUAUUUUUCAAAAGAAGAACUUGAUCCGAGUUGAAACAUUUUUUUUCUUCUCCAAAACACUUUUAAUAAAUGUACAAAUAACUAAUUAGGAAUGAAUUAACCAGAGUUGGAAAUAUGAAAUGAUACUUAAGUUAGGGACUUCUAGGGAGUUCUAAAAAAUGCUCUAGAUAUCGUACAUAAUUCAAGAGACCUGAUGGAAAGUCAUAGCAAAUUUAGAAAUCAGAAGAGAUGGAUGAAAAGGCAUGUGAUCCUUAAUGGUUCUUUAAAUGGUUUCAAUAUAGUCUGAAUUUAAUGGUAAAGGAGAUGAAUUGAGAGCCUUGAUGAUCGACAGCCAGGCAUAAAAAUUUCUAACAGAAGACGCUGUUAUCAAAUUAAAGGAAACUGUCUAUGGUAGACUUUGUUUUCCCUGUUUUCAGCCAUUAAAAACCGUUGAGAACUCCA
Messenger RNA from Cyprinodon variegatus (sheepshead minnow), 3564 nucleotides. It is a transcript of the gene emc1, whose product is annotated as ER membrane protein complex subunit 1. The record is from RefSeq and is a predicted model, not a curated record. Gene Ontology annotation, molecular function: protein binding. Gene Ontology annotation, biological process: protein folding in endoplasmic reticulum. Bases 38 to 2935 code for a protein of 965 amino acids. Gene Ontology annotation, cellular component: EMC complex. The transcript is spliced from 23 exons. NCBI's taxonomy places the organism in Eukaryota, Metazoa, Chordata, Actinopteri, Cyprinodontiformes, Cyprinodontidae.